Molecule: messenger RNA, 889 nt
Organism: Petromyzon marinus (sea lamprey)
Lineage: Eukaryota; Metazoa; Chordata; Hyperoartia; Petromyzontiformes; Petromyzontidae
Product: myosin light chain 5-like
Molecular function (GO): calcium ion binding
Source: RefSeq, a predicted model, not a curated record
UCCGCUCUCUCUGACCCCUCUCCCGUAGCCACUAUAAGAGUUCGCUCCCCACGCUCCCCGUCACCGUCCGCAGGCGACCUCCAGCCCGCACCGAGCGCGCUAUGGCGAGCAGAAAGAGCCGGCGCAAGGAGGGGAAGCCACAGAGAGCCUCCUCCAACGUCUUCUCCAUGUUCGAGCAAAACCAGAUCCAGGAGUUCAAGGAGGCAUUCACGAUGAUUGACCAGGAUCGUGACGGAGCCAUUGGAAAAUCCGACCUCAAGGAGACAUACGCCUCUCUUGGCAAGCUGAACGUGCAGGAGGAGGAGCUGACCUCGAUGUUGGCCGAGGCGAGUGGCCCGGUGAACUUCACCAUGUUCCUCACGCUCUUCGGGGAGAAGCUCAACGGCACGGACCCUGAGGAGACCAUCAUGAACGCGUUCAAGAUUUUCGACCCCGAUGGGAAAGGGCACAUCAACGCAGACGAAAUGAAGAGACUGCUCAUGACACAAGCCGACAGGUUCACAGCCACAGAGGCAGACCAGAUGUGCAACAUGGCACCCAUUGACCCAGCAGGACAUCUUGACUACAAAUCCCUGUGCUACAUCAUUACGCACGGAGAGGAGAAGGAGGAGUGAUGGCAUCACCACCACCAUCGUCACCCUAAUAAAUAUCACCAUCAGCUUCACCAACAUUAUCACUGCCGAAAUGCAUCACAAACCAACACCACCACCAUCAUAAUUUUCAUCACCACUGUCACGAUAAAUUACCACCACUCUUACCAACAUUACAAACACCACCACUGUCAUCACCUUCAUGACCACCAUCACCAUAAACAACACGAUCAUCUCCAUCACCACCAAUCGCAAGUCACCAUUGUGAAGGAGACGUGAAUAAAGUAUAUUGAAACUGC